AUGCCCUCUACUCGACUGGCCCAAGUUCCACAACAGGUCCUCGACCUCAGCGGCAAUCUAGAAGAACUGGUCUUCACCAAGACGGCAAUUGGAAUCUACGACCGAACUAUGCUGGCAAUCAACAACUCGACCACGACACCCGCACAGCUCAAUCUGCACCGUGGGUCCUGGCUUCAGGCCAAGUCGAAAGUGGCAUCCUUGCACCGGAGCAUUGUGGCGGAUUUCAAUCGGCUGCCGCGUCAUAUGAAACGCACGUUUGUGAGGGCUAAUCGCUCGACUCUAUGCGAGCAUGGGUUUCGGCCAUCGACUGAUAACUUGGAGAUUACUCGUCCUGGUAGUAGAAGGGUUGUUAUUGUGCUUUGA
Molecule: messenger RNA, 363 nt
Organism: Penicillium hordei
Lineage: Eukaryota; Fungi; Ascomycota; Eurotiomycetes; Eurotiales; Aspergillaceae
Exons: 2
Coding region: 1-363 (120 amino acids)
Source: RefSeq, a predicted model, not a curated record